This is a messenger RNA of Fragaria vesca subsp. vesca, 1556 nucleotides long. Its product is annotated as UDP-glycosyltransferase 87A1-like. The record is from RefSeq and is a predicted model, not a curated record. The transcript has 2 exons. The coding region runs from base 72 to 1352 and encodes 426 amino acids. Gene Ontology annotation, molecular function: UDP-glycosyltransferase activity. NCBI's taxonomy places the organism in Eukaryota, Viridiplantae, Streptophyta, Magnoliopsida, Rosales, Rosaceae.
GAGAACAACCAAACAGCGUCUGCCAUGUUGUGGCCCUACCUUUCCCCGGUCAGGGUCACAUAAACCCCUUGAUGAACCUCUGCAACUUACUAGCUUCAGUGAAGAGUGAUAUCCUUAUCACCUUUGUCAUCACAGAAGAGUGGCUCAGCUUCAUUGGCUCUGAAGCAAAGAUGGACAACAUCCGCUUUGCAACAAUCCCCAAUGUUAUUCCAUCGGAGAAGGGCCGUGCUGACAACAUGGAUGCCUUCUUUGAAGCCAUCAUGACCAAAAUGGAAUGCCCAUUUAAGCAACUCCUGGAUGAGCUCGAGUCACCCCCUACCGUGAUAGUGGUCGACACGUUCUUGAGUUGGGCAGUUAGUGUCGGAAACCGAAGAAAUAUCCGAACAGCAUUGUUUUGGCCAAUGUCUGCAACACAAUUCACUACCAUCCAAUAUUUUCAUCUCUUCGUUGAAAAUGGGCACUUUCCAGUUGAUUUGUCAGAAAAGGGCAAUGAACGCGUGGACUACAUCCCAGGGGUUUCUUCAACACGAUUUGUGGAUUUUAUGAUGAAUGGAAGUAAUAAUCCACCUCUUCUAGGUCAUAUCCUGAAGAGCUUCUCUUGGGUGCCCAAAGCACAUUAUUUCAUAGUCACUUCCAUCUAUGAACUUGAAACCCGAGUCAUUGAUGUUUUAAGAUCAGAACUCUCACUACCUAUCUACACAAUUGGCCCAUUAAUACCCUCCUUCAAACCUAUUAGUCCUACCGGUACUAACCAUUUACAAUGGCUAGAUUCCCAACCUUGCAGCUCAGUUUUGUAUAUCUCCACGGGAAGCUUUCUUUCAUUUUCUAGAGCCCAAAUGGAUGAGAUUGUAGCUGGUUUGAACAAGAGUGGCGUUCGAUUCUUUUGGGUGGCUCGCGGCGAAACAAAUAGGUUACAACAGGUCUGUGGUGAUAUGGGGUUCGUUGUACCCUGGUGUGACCAAUUGAGGGUGUUGGGCCAUUCUUCUGUUGGUGGAUUUUGGACACAUUGUGGGUGGAACUCGGUUAGGGAAGCUAUUUUUGCUGGUGUUCCGUUGCUUACAUUUCCUAUAGGAUUUGAUCAGGGCUUGAAUAGUAAGUUGGUUGUGGAGGACUGGAAGAUUGGCUGGAGAGUGAAGAGUACUGAGGCGAAAAUUGAUCAUUUGGUGACGAGUGAUGAAAUCGCAAGUUUGGUGAAGAAAAUCAUGAAUUUGGGGGAUGAUGAAGGGAAAGAAAUGAGGAGGAGAAUAACUGAACUUCAACAGAUAUUGCAGGGUGCCAUCAAAGAAGGCGGUUCCUCUCAAACAAACAUCAAUGCUUUCAUUCGAGGCAUUUUGCAAGACCAAGAGGAUUAAGCGAAUCACAUAAUAUCUUUUCAGGGCCCAAUAUAUAUUCUUGGAAGUUCUGAUGCUCUUCAUUUGAUAAAGAAGACUGAAGAAGCAUGCCAUUUACUAUUGACUUUGUUAAGGUGUCCUUGUGUAGUGUAUCUGUGUAUGGCAUGCCUCCUAGAAGUUUUUCAAUACUUCCUUUUGUUUAGGAUGGACUUAGAGGUUUCAUUG